UCAAGGCGACAGCAGAGAUUUGAUUUCAUGGGGCGAAAAAGGAGCUGCCAAAGUUUACAAUGCAGUGAUAUUUGUGUGGAAAUGACAAGAAAGGGACCCAGCCAGCAGUUGUGGCAUGAAUAAACAGUUUCAAACGGGAUUAUUUCAGGACCGGUCUUCAAUUUCGCUAUCUUUAAAAUGGCAGAGAGUGAGAAUAAGAAUGAAGAUCAGUGCAUGUAUCCUGCUAUUGGGAGUGAAAUUCGUUCCCGCCUGCAGCAGUUUGUGGAGGAGAGGAUGCAGACCACCAUGCUCACGGGUGUAUUGAUCGGUGCCGUGGUGGCUAUGUGUCUAAUAGGAAUCUCAGUGCUUUUCCUCUACCACAGAUAUAAACUGGCAAAUCAACAGGCUGGUGUUCCUCGCUAUCGCUUCAGAAAAAGAGAUAAAGUGCUCUUUUACGGCAGGAAAAUCAUGAGAAAGGUCCAGACCUUGUCCUCGACACCAUCCUCCUCUUUGGUGUCUAAGCAGCGCUCUCGGAAGAGGCCUAAAGUUCUUAGUAUAGCACGCAGGAUCUUGCGGAUCAGGAAGGAGCCGCCCACUUUGCAGCCCAAAGAACCCCCUCCCUCUCUCCUGGAGGCGGAUCUCACUGAAUUUGACGUGCAGAACUCAAACCUGCCCUCAGAGGUGCUCUACAUGCUCAAGAACGUCAGGGUACUUGGACAUUUUGAGAAGCCUUUGUUUUUGGAGCUGUGUCGGCACAUGGUGUUUGUGGAGCUGCAGGAGGGAGAAGGGCUGUUCAAGCCCGGGGAUGAUGACAACAGCAUUUAUGUGGUUCAGGAUGGAAGGCUGGAGCUUUGCAUUCAUGAGAUUGAUGGCACAGAGCCUGUGGUGAAGGACGUGUUGCCCGGGGACAGCGUUCACAGUCUGCUCAGCAUUCUAGACAUCAUUACAGGUUAUCCUGCUCCCUAUAAAACUGUAUCUGCUCGUGCGGCGGUCAGGUCUACCAUAUUGCGUCUGCCUGCCUCAGCUUUCCAGUCAGUGUUUGAGAAAUACCCAGAGACGCUAGUGAGAGUCAUACAGAUAAUCAUGGUGCGUCUGCAGAGAGUCACUUUCCUGGCACUUCACAACUACCUGGGACUGACGACCGAGCUUUUCAAUCAGGAGAGACAAGCAGUGCCGCUGUUUGCGGUCAACAGUGUGCUCACUGAGGGGAGUCCCAGUAGAGUCCCACGCAGACCCCACUUGCAGACACAAACAGAAGACGAGCACCUGCAGGGCUCCGGAGAGAACUUGACAGACUCAGAUGGAGGACAAGCUGGUUCAUAUGAAAACACGUCCACAGUUGCGCGGAGGUCUCGCUCGGUCUCGAUGCCUGUAGAGAGCUCAGGAGUGGCAGGAAAUGACCUGGACAUGGCUUAUGAACGGGCCCGAGUCACCAUAGAUGACCCUCCAUCCAGUUCUGUCAUUCACAAGUCGAUUUUGAAGAAGAGUGUGACCAUGCAGCACACUCCGUCCGCUGUGAUUCACUACACAGACAAUGCACCACACUCUGACGUUCCUCCUAGUAAAGUGGGCGCCAUUUUCCAGGCCGCCAAGAAGGAUCUGCUGGGGAUUAUUCAGCUGCAGGACCCCACUUUGCUGGAGGGCAGAGUAACGCUCCAUCAAGUUAAAGCUGGAUCUAUUGUAGCUCGCCAAGGAGAUCAGGAUGUAAGUGUGCAGUUUGUGAUCUCGGGCACGUUGCAUGUUCACCAGAGGAUGAUUGACCGAGAGGUGGACACGUGUCUGUUCGUGGCUCACCCAGGAGAGCUGGUGGGUCAGCUGGCCGUAUUGACGGGUGAGCCACUUAUCUUCUCCGUACGGGCACAUCGGGACUGCAGCUUCCUGUCCAUCUCGAAAACACACUUCUAUGAGAUCAUGCGAGCUGAGCCCUCGGUGGUGCUGAAUGUGGCUCAUACAGUUGUAAGAAGGAUGUCACCUUUCGUCAGACAGAUUGAUUUUGCCCUUGACUGGAUGGCUGUGGAGGCGGGCAGAGCUGUCUACAGGCAGGGUGAUAAGUCUGACAGUACUUUUAUAGUGCUCAGCGGCCGCCUGCGUUCAGUCAUCAUGAAGGAGGAUGGGAAAAAGGAGCUGACUGGAGAGUAUGGUAGAGGAGAUCUCAUUGGAGUGGUGGAGGCUCUGACACAUCAGAACAGAGCAACUACUGUUCAUGCUGUUCGGGACUCAGAACUGGCUAAACUACCUGAGGGCGCUCUCAGUUCCAUCAAGAGGAAAUUCCCACAGGUAGUCACAAGGCUCAUUCACCUGCUUGGACAGAAGAUCCUCCAGCAAGUUAAUGGACCUUUGACAGCUCGCAGUCUAGCUCUACACACACCCGGCAGUAAAUGGGACACGGGGAACCCUGCCUCAAAUCUGGCCACCGUCACUGUGCUCCCGGUAUCAGAGGAGGUUCCUCUGACUGCGUUCACCCUGGAACUUCAGCAUGCGCUGUUAGCUAUCGGCCCAACUCUUCUCUUGACUAGUGACAUCAUCAAACAGCGCCUCGGCUCUGCUGCUUUAGACAGUGUGCAUGAAUACAGGUUGUCGAGUUGGCUGGGUCAGCAGGAAGACAUCCACCGCAUAGUCUUAUAUCAGACAGAUGUGUCACUCACCCCAUGGACUCAGCGCUGCAUCAGACAGGCUGAUUGCAUCAUCAUCGUGGGACUGGGAGAGCAGGAUCCAGCAGUGGGAGAGUUGGAACGUAUGUUAGAGGGGAGUGCGGUGAGAGCGCAGAAACAGCUGGUGUUGUUGCAUCGCGAGGACGGCCCUCCUCCAAAAGGAACAGCCGAAUGGCUCAACAUGCGGAGCUGGAUCUCCAGGCACCUUCACCUGUCCUGCCCCCGCAGGGUCUUCUCAAGGAGGAGCCUGCCAAAAUUGAGAGAAAUGUAUCAGCGUGUGUUCCAGAAAUCCGCCGAUCGCCACUCUGAUUUCUCACGUCUGGCCCGUGUUCUUACGGGCAAUGCCAUUGCGCUGGUGCUGGGUGGCGGAGGAGCCAGGGGCUGUUCUCAGGUAGGCAUCAUUCGAGCAUUGAGGGAGGCGGGAAUCCCCAUUGAUCUGGUGGGCGGCAACUCUAUCGGAUCCAUGAUGGGCGCACUGUAUGCAGAGGACCGCAGUUACAGCAGGAUGAAGAUCAGAGCCAGAGAGUGGGCAAUGGAAAUGACAUCAGUGUUUAAGAAAGUGCUGGACUUGACCUACCCUGUCACUUCAAUGUUUUCCGGUGCUUCAUUUAACUCUAGCAUUAAUGCAGUCUUCAAGGACAAACAGAUAGAGGAUCUCUGGAUCCCAUAUUUCAACAUCACCACGGACAUCACUGCCUCCACAAUGAGAGUGCACACUGAUGGGUCCCUGUGGAGGUAUGUGCGUUCCAGCAUGUCUCUUUCUGGUUACCUGCCACCACUGUGUGAUCCAAAAGAUGGACACCUGCUCAUGGACGGAGGCUACAUCAACAACCUGCCAGCGGAUGUGGCACGCUCCAUGGGUGCUAAAGUGGUUAUUGCUAUCGAUGUAGGCAGCCAAGAUGAAACCAACCUCACCAACUACGGGGACGCCCUUUCUGGCUGGUGGCUGCUAUGGAAACGGCUCAACCCACUGGCUGAGAAAGUCAAGGUGUUGAAUAUGGCUGAGAUCCAGGCCCGGCUGGCUUAUGUGUGUUCAGUGAGACAGCUUGAAUCUGUUAAGAAUAGCGACUACUGUGAAUACAUCCGACCUCCCAUCGACAGAUACCGCACACUUGAGUUUGGCAAGUUCGAUGAGAUCAGCGAAGUGGGCUACCAGCAUGGGAAGACAGUGUUUGAUGUGUGGUGCAGGAGUGGUGUGGUGGAGAAGAUGAUGAAGGACAGACAUCAAGAGGAAUUCCACAAAACGCAGAGCAACAAUUUGGUGACCUGUCCAAAUGCUUCCUUCACUGAUCUGGCUGAGAUCGUCUCACGGAUUGAGCCAGUCAAACCAGCUCUUGUGGAUGAUGAAUCGGACUAUCACACCGACUAUGAAGAGGAGAUGGCAGAGAGCGCUCUGUCAGACAUUGAGCUUUACAACCAUUACAGUGAGCACACAGAGGAGGAACUGACCGCAGACACUGAUGAAGAACUCGAGAGGUCUCGCAGGCAGCGUGUGCGUUCUGACGUGGAAAACCUAGGGCAUGUGUCCUCCAAAACAUCACAAACCUCCAGUCCCAACAGUCCUCCAACCCUCCACAACCGAAAAGCACAAGGAUUGAAACCCCUCCAUCCCGACCACUGACCCCAGAUAUCAGCAUGGCAGUGAACAAACACUGGGGUUUGGCUUUCGGUACACAUUCCAGUCAUACCAAGUACAUCCAGGCCUUGAGGAGCAGGAACCAAGUAUUUUUCCCAUCUCAUACAAAAAUCCAAAGAAAACCUCUAUUGCACUGGAAGUUUAAGAUGGACAUGCUGGGCCACAUGGCAUGGGGUUGAAGUAACACCUGGCCUUGCAUCUGAGCAGUAACUCAAGACGAUCCCAGAGUGUCUGUGAAGUUUCAUGCUGACUUUGAACUCUUUUGAUUGCCAAGCGUUAUCUUUACUCCGUCUUGAAUUACCGGUUAGUAAU
Messenger RNA from Sinocyclocheilus grahami, 4578 nucleotides. RefSeq names its product patatin-like phospholipase domain-containing protein 7. NCBI's taxonomy places the organism in Eukaryota, Metazoa, Chordata, Actinopteri, Cypriniformes, Cyprinidae. Gene Ontology annotation, molecular function: phosphatidylcholine lysophospholipase A1 activity. The record is from RefSeq and is a predicted model, not a curated record. Gene Ontology annotation, biological process: lipid metabolic process. The coding region runs from base 178 to 4251 and encodes 1357 amino acids. Gene Ontology annotation, cellular component: endoplasmic reticulum. The transcript is spliced from 36 exons.